CAUAACUACUAUAAUUACUUCUAUGCCCAAUUUAACUUUUCCUUGCCUCGGGCCGUUUUCUUCUUCUUAUGCUACCGGCUGCUCCCCAAAACCUCGCCGUCGAAUUAAGAUGAGGGUGAAAAAGCAGAAGCGCCAUCGCAGAGCUGUGAGGUUUUAUGCAGCUUGUUUUGGUUUUAGAGAGCCCUAUAAGAUUUUAUGUGAUGGUACUUUUGUGCACCAUUUGGUUGUCAAUCAAAUAACACCUGCUGAUAGUGCUCUUGUCAAUAUUCUUGGUGCUGCAGUGAAACUCUUCACUACUAGAUGUGCUGUUGAAGAGUUGAAGAGUGUCCUUGGAGCCUCAUAUUCUGAGUCACUCGAUGCAGCUCGGAGCCUUUUAACUGCGAGAUGUGGUCAUGAGAAACGUAGAAAUACUAUAGAUUGCAUAACUGAAGUUAUUGGGGAAAACAAUCCCGAGCACUUUUUUGUUGCUACACAGGAUGCUGAUCUACGGAAAAUGCUUCAGCAGAUACCUGGAGUUCCUGUUAUAUAUGCACUUAGGAAUGCUUUAUUUCUCGAACGACCCUCUACUUUACAGCAGCAGUUUGCCAAGGCAGCUGAAGAAGCACGUUCACAUAUGACCGACAAAGAGUAUAAAGAGCUGAGCAUUAUGAGAAAGAGGAAAUUGUCUGAUGAAGGAGCUGUUGAUACUUCUAAUGCAAGUGAAGAAGAUGAAGGUCAUGGCUUAGAGGUCCAGAAUAUGAAGACAUCUCUGAAAAGGAAAAGGAAUACAAGCGACUUUAAGGAUAAAGUUCAAUUUAAAAGAAAGAAAGCCAUGAACCCAAAUCCACUGUCUGUCAAGAAGAAGAAGAAAAAGCCUACGGCUGAAUCAGAAAAGGAAACCAAGAAAAGUGAUGAUGGAACUGCAAAACGCAAAAGAAGGAAGAGGAGUCGAAAGGGAAAGGGUAAAAGUAUUGGAGGGGAGGGGAGUGGAUAGAGAUUUUUGGCUCUCUAAUAGAGAGAGGGAAGUAUCUCAUUGUUGUGACCAUAGUUGGACUAUAGUAUACACCAUUCCUUUAAAAUUUUGGAUGACAAAUGCUCAAUUGAUUCUUUGAGAAGUGAAUUUUGUGGCACAUUAUCAACUACUAUUGUGAUUCUUACGGUCUUUUGAACCGAUUAAAUAUUAAGCGGUAUAGUUAUGACUUUUUAAAUGAGAGGUCUCAGGUUCGAACUCCGGUGUAAAGGUAGUGUUUCAGUAGGUUGAGAAAGUCCAUAGUUAUGACUUUUUAAAUGAGAGGUCUCAGGUUCGAACUCCGGUGUAAAGGUAGUGUUUCAGUAGGUUGAGAAAGUAUGUAUGAUAGAUACACUGUAACAAGAGUUAACAGUACUCAACAAAAAUUGUUACUCUCUUUGUUUUAUA
Messenger RNA from Ipomoea triloba (trilobed morning glory), 1396 nucleotides. Its product is annotated as rRNA-processing protein utp23. The transcript has 7 exons. The record is from RefSeq and is a predicted model, not a curated record. Gene Ontology annotation, molecular function: small ribosomal subunit rRNA binding. Gene Ontology annotation, cellular component: nucleolus; small-subunit processome. NCBI's taxonomy places the organism in Eukaryota, Viridiplantae, Streptophyta, Magnoliopsida, Solanales, Convolvulaceae. Bases 23 to 973 code for a protein of 316 amino acids.